UGGACUCUUUCCCCCUCCCCCGCCCCAGGAGUCACGUGGACGAUGGAGGAAAUACAGAAUCGCUUCCUUCCGGGUCAGCCCCGGAGUUGCGGCGAGCUCCGCGUGUCUGCCUCACGGCGCUGCAGCAGCUGCUUUUGGCCAAGUCCUCGGAAGCCUUUUUUUCUGGCUCCCCUCAGUCCCUAACUUCCCAGUCCCAUUCCUCUUUCCUUCUUCAGCCUCCCUGGAGGCGGCAGCUUCCGAGAUGAGCUCCCAGAAGGGGAACGUGGCCCGUACCAGACCCCAGAGACACCAGAACGCGUUUAGCUUCAAAAAUGACAAGUUCGAUACCAGUGUUCAGACGAAGAGAAUAAAUGCAAAGCUUCAUGAUGGAGUCUGUCAGCAUUGUAAAGAAGUUCUGGAGUGGCGAGUAAAAUACAGCAAGUACAAACCACUAUCAAAACCUAAAAAAUGUGUUAAAUGUUUACAAAAGACAGUGAAGGAUUCUUAUCACAUAAUUUGUAGACCAUGUGCUUGUGAACUUGAAGUUUGUGCUAAAUGUGGAAAGAAAGAAGAAAUUGUUAUUCCGAUCAGUAACAAGCUAGAGAAGACAGCAGACAUUGAAAGUGAUGAGAUAUCUCACUGCAGGAGAAGAAACAGAAGAUUUGAAGAACAGAGUGAUGACGAAUUAGAUUUUGACCUUGAUUUGAAUGAAUCAGAAGAUGAGGAACAAAGUAAUCAUAGCAGCUAUACCAAAAACAAAUCUGCAAGUGCGAAAACCUAACCAACUUGAAGGUCUUGUACAAAGGCCUAUGAAAUUAUAUACAGGACAAUGGAAAGCUCACUGACCUGGGAUUAGGGGUUGCUAGGUUCUAGUCUUGCCUCUGUUAUUAACCAGUUAUGUAUCCAUAGUCAGAUCACUUGCUUUCUUGGAGACUGUUUUUUUCAUCUGUAAAAUGGCAUCAGUAGAUGACCUGAAAAAACUGCUUCCAGAUCUAGUUUUCUGUCAUUUGGAUUUCAUCAGAAACAGAAUCCAUUCUUAAAUUUCUCUUGGAACAAUAAAAAUGAACUCUUUUUUUUUAAUUCAA
Molecule: messenger RNA, 1064 nt
Organism: Phascolarctos cinereus (koala)
Lineage: Eukaryota; Metazoa; Chordata; Mammalia; Diprotodontia; Phascolarctidae
Gene: CUNH9orf85
Product: chromosome unknown C9orf85 homolog
Source: RefSeq, a predicted model, not a curated record